CAUGUUGGUGGCAUGGUGGCAUCAUCUAAGGCGCCUAAACUUGGCAGCUUAUGAAAAUUUGAUUGUCUUCUCUCCGAGAACUUAUUUUCAAAAACGCGCGAAGUAGUGUGUGAUGUAAUUCACGUUUUAUUCUUUUUGACUUAAUCUGAUAUCGUUAUCUUUUAAAUGAAUGAUUAUUCUUCCGACUUCUAUGUUUUGAUCAUUUAGUUUAACCUCUUCGGAGUUCAGUUUUGUGUGUGUAGGUAUUCCAUGGGAUUUCAGUUAAGUUAUUCACAUGAAAAUUGAUUGAUAAGAUGCCUAUUAUUAUAGUACUUGAUAAUCAACCAAAGCAUUAGGGCUGUUUGAAUAACAGAUGUCUGUAAAGAAGGAAUCUGAUUCAACAAAAUGUAUUAAGAAAAAGUGGAAUUUUAAUCCCACCAUGGAAUCAAAACCUGUUAUUCCAAGUAAAGCUCGUACAUCACGUUCAAUUAUACAAGUAGAUGAAGAUGUACAUUUAAUACUAGAUGAUAGUGAUGUAGAUAUCUCAGUUGCCACACCCAGUCAAAAAUCUAUUGAACUGCCUCGCAAAACAUAUUCAAAGAGAAAUCCUAUUGUAUACCAACCUGUUACAGCUCAUGAAACUUCUAACAGACUUGAUGCUUUUUUAAACCAUGGUGCCAGUUCUUCUAUUUCAAAGAAUUCUCUUUUACCUCCAGGGAAUAAGAAUUUGUUAAGGAAAAGGAAGAAGGAUAUAGAGCCUAUAUUUUCUAAAAGCCCAGCCCCAAAGAAAUCAGUCAGGAGGAACACAUCAUUUAAGUAUCGGAAUAUAUCACAAAGCAAUACUCCAAAAGAUUCAAGGCCAUCUACCAGUAAGUCUUUCAAUCUUGUGCCCGUGAAACAUGAAGGUUCUUCUGAUUCCGAGAUAGAAAUAUUGUCAGUUAAGUUAUCUUCGUCUGUUGAAAAGUCUACCAAUGGUACAAUGAAGAAGUUCUCAAAUAAUAAUAAUAAUCUGAAUAACAAGAAAAGCAACAAAUGUUUUGAAUCUAUGGCAAAGAAAGAAUUGCUGAUAAAUGAAGCUGAAAUAGCACCUUUUGUGCCUAUUAAUCCUAUAUUUCCAGAUCCACCUAACAGAGCUAACUCAAUGAGGUGGCUCAAUGCAAAUGGCACUGUUGCAGUUCCUGGCUAUUCUCAGGGGUUCUCCCCCAGUACAAUAAAACCCCAGAUUAGGUCGGAGAAUGGGAGUGUGUCAGCCGAAAAAAGUAAUUCACUUCUUUCGUUGGACAUGAAAUUUUCCAAUGAUAAAAAGUCAAAAGGAAAAAGAGAAUUGAAAGGUUUGUAUGAAAACCUUAAUGAAAUAUCCUGGGCCCAUGAGACUAGUUUCAAAAAUUUACUACGGAGUCCUGAUUACAUCCGCCAUUCAGAACGUAGCACUGGAAGAAUUGCUGGAACUGGGAAGAAUUUGAGAAAACUCAAACCUCAAACACAACCUCAGACUGAGAGGAAAAAGCGCGAAACAGCUGCAAGUCUUCUUGCUCGCAAAAAAAGUAAAUUGGCUCGGUUAAAUCACACACAGAAAGAGAAACAAGCUGUCAGAGAGAAAUUAUUAUCCAGAACACAAAAUAAGAAGGAGGGAAAACAAGCUCAAAUUAUUAAUAAGAAAAAAGUUAUUCCCAAGUUGAAGUCUACUACAGCACGUGAAUCCUCUGAUGAUGACAGCGUGCGGUACAAACUUGCAUCUUGUCCACCAAAGCUGAAACAGAGUACAGUUACAAAAACCAAAACUGUUGGAACUAAAACGAAAUUGAGCAAUGGACUCAAAAUAAAGACUGAACCUUCAAAGUUAAAUUCUGAUGCUCAAAAGGUUAAAUCUAAUAUAUUUAAAUUAAAACCUGACAAACCCAAAACAAAAUUAGAUGUAGCAAAAGUAAAAAAUUAUGUUCCAAUAAUGAAAUAUGAUAAUUCUCCGCCUUCAACUAGUGGCUUACAAAGUGGGGCUUCAAGUAGCAAGGGCAUGUCCCACAACAAGUCUGCUGAUAUGAGAAGCAGUUUGAAAAAGUCUAACUUUCCGCCAGAAAUGCAGUUUUUUCAAAGCAUGAUGGAUGCAGAUAAUUCUCGCUAUUCUGCCGCAGCGAAAGGAAAUGAUGUAUGGGUAAUGUUGCAGCCUUUAGAAAAUACCAAACUGUGGAGUGCUGAUUUCUAUGAAGAAUUUAGAAAAUAUUUAUUAGAUCAAGCUUUAUGUAAAGUAAUAGAGACUAGGGAUCUUGAAUCCGUCCGAAAUAUGUAUGAUGGCCUGCUAGAGUCUUUCAUAAACACUCAAAUUAACAACAGUAACAGUGGAAAUUCCCGUGUUUCCAAGAAGAAAAAGAAUGAAGAAGAAUCUGUGAGGAGUAGUAUUCGACAAAGUGAAGGAGCGUUUCGUUACAAAGAGAUUGUGGUUAAAAAGAACAAGAACUACAUACAAGUCGUCUUGGUGCCAAAUGGAAUUAAGAAGAAUAGCCUUUCAAUAGAGGCACUGAAGGAAUUAAAGGAAGCUUUUGUUCUUGCCAAGAAGGACUCGAAUAUUCAUGCUGUUCUACUGAAUAGUAGUGGAAGUUACUUCUGUACAGGUGUUGAUUUAUCUCCACUUGUGGGAUCUAAUAAGAAGCAAGCAGCGGAAGACUUAGCAAGUUCCAUACAUGAUCUUGUAAUGACUCUAGCAUUCUUCACGAAACCAGUUGUUGCAGCAGUAAAUGGAACUGCUGUGGGAUUUGGUGUAUCACUGCUUACCUAUUGUGAUGUAGUUCUGGCGAGUGACAAAGCAACAUUUUGCUUGCCUUCGGCAAAAAUUGGCUAUUUACCUGAGGGGGGAGCUACCCUCACUCUUCCCCAAGUCAUAGGAACUUCAUCAGCUGCUGAAAUGUUUUUGCAAGGACGUCGUUUGACUGCUGAUGAAGCGAAACGUUGUGGCCUGGUUUCGGAAGUUCUUUGGCCCACAAGCCUGAUGAAUGAUGUAAUGCCUCGAUUGGAAAAAAUAGCCCAGCAACCCUUGCAGGCGAUGGAGGCCACCAAGGCGAUGGUACGCUGCCACCUCUGGGGCAAGUUGAAAGCGCACAUGGACCACGAGCGACGCCUCCUAGUCGAGCACUGGUUGGCGCCCCAAUGCCAAGAAAACAUCAAGAACGUGCUGAAGAACGGAUGGUUCGACGAUUAAAGGCACCUCCUCAAUGUUUUUACUUUUUCCUGUGUUUCUUCCAGCAGCCUUUGUGAUGAUGACGAGAGAUAUACGACUAUGACACAUCUUUUCCUCCUAACCGUUUAUACUCUGUAUUUUCCGCAGAUAAAACUUUAGUUUUCUUACAUAAAA
This is a messenger RNA of Argiope bruennichi, 3322 nucleotides long. RefSeq lists its product as uncharacterized. Lineage: Eukaryota; Metazoa; Arthropoda; Arachnida; Araneae; Araneidae. The coding region runs from base 353 to 3169 and encodes 938 amino acids. The record is from RefSeq and is a predicted model, not a curated record. The transcript has 7 exons.